Messenger RNA from Hibiscus syriacus, 1735 nucleotides. RefSeq names its product beta-glucosidase 46-like. Gene Ontology annotation, molecular function: beta-glucosidase activity. The record is from RefSeq and is a predicted model, not a curated record. Gene Ontology annotation, biological process: carbohydrate metabolic process. NCBI's taxonomy places the organism in Eukaryota, Viridiplantae, Streptophyta, Magnoliopsida, Malvales, Malvaceae. Bases 25 to 1602 code for a protein of 525 amino acids. The transcript has 12 exons.
UUUGUUCUGAAUUAGGUAAUCGCCAUGGAUGUCGCCUUGAAGCUUAACUUUGGUGUCUUUCUUUUACAUAUUCUCUUCUUGCCUUCUUCCAUUCCAUGCGAUCUUUUAAAUUUCAGACAGAGCAAUGAUAAUUUGUCUGUGUUUCCUACAAAUUUUCUCUUUGGAACAGCCUCUUCUGCAUAUCAGUAUGAGGGUGCUUACUUGAGUGAUGGUAAAAGUUUGAACAAUUGGGAUGUUUAUUCUCAUAAACCAGGAAAUACAAUUAUUGAUGGAAGCAAUGCAGACAUAGCUGUGAACCAUUAUCAUCAGUAUCAGGAAGAUAUCGAGCUGAUGCAUUCGCUUGGUGUCAAUAGCUACCGGUUCUCUAUUUCUUGGGCCAGAAUUUUACCUAAAGGGAGAUUCGGGAAGAUCAAUGAAGCUGGUAUCGGGUUCUACGACAACCUUAUCGAUGCUCUCCUAGUUAAAGGCAUUCAACCGUUUGUAACAUUGACACACAUCGAUCUUCCUCAAGAACUUGAGGACAGAUAUGGAAGUUGGCUGUCUCCUCAAUCACAGGAGGAUUUUGCAUAUUUUGCUGAUAUCUGCUUUAAGUCCUUUGGAGACAGGGUGAAGUACUGGAUCACCUUCAACGAACCUGAUUACCAAGUCAUGUAUGGGUACCGUACCGGUGAAUUCCCACCUUUGCGCUGCUCCUGGCCAUACGGAAAUUGUACCGAUGGUGAUUCGGAGAAGGAGCCGUUUAUAGCAGCCCACAAUAUCAUCCUAGCACAUCUAGCCGCUGUUCGUAUUUACAGAACCAAAUACCAGGAAUCGCAAGGAGGUAGCAUCGGAAUCGUCUUGCAUUGUGAUUGGUAUGAACCGAUCAGCAACUCUAUAGCCGAUAAGCUAGCAGCUGAAAGAGUUCAAGCCUUCACCAUUAAUUGGUUCCUAGAGCCAAUCAUAUACGGAAGAUAUCCUCAUGAAAUGCAAAACAUUCUGGGACCAACUUUACCUGAACUUUCAACCACCGAGAAGCUGAAUAAAGGGCUCGACUUCAUCGGAAUCAACCACUACAGCGGAUUCUAUGUCCAGGAUUGCAUGUUCUCCGCAUGUGAACCGGGACCAGGAACCUCAAGAACAGAAGGAUUUUGGGGACGAAGCUCAACGAAAAAUGGCAUCCCCAUAGGAGAACCUACCGACUUGGCUUGGCUGAAUGUUUAUCCCCAAGGAAUGGAGAAAAUCAUAACCUAUCUCAAGGAAAAAUACCUGAACAUACCUAUGAUCAUUACUGAAAAUGGAUAUGGUGAUAUGAAUAAAGCAGAAUCCAUCACAGAAGAACGUUUACGAGAUGUUAAAAGAGUAGAGUACAUGGCUGCAUACUUGGAUGCAUUAGCAACAGCAAUCAGGAAAGGAGCAAACGUGAAGGGUUACUUUGCCUGGUCUUUGUUGGACAACUUUGAAUGGAACAGCGGAUUUACAGUCAAGUUCGGACUUCACCAUGUCGACCAUAAGACCUUAAUGAGAAGACCGAAAUUGUCGGCUACUUGGUACAAAAAUUUCUUGACAGAGGUAAAGGAACACCAGCAAACCGGAUAUGCUAAGGAUAGCCCUGUCUAUUAUUAGUCUGCUCCUGCAUCUUUGCUCGAAUAUAGUUGUUCAUUAUAAGACUGAAGAGAAGACCAAAGUCGUCAAUUUUUACUUGGCAGAACAGAACAUUCUAAAGUCUGGGUCCAAAUUGGAUGUUUGGGUUAAUUUG